Molecule: messenger RNA, 2317 nt
Organism: Zootoca vivipara (common lizard)
Lineage: Eukaryota; Metazoa; Chordata; Lepidosauria; Squamata; Lacertidae
Product: neurotrophic factor BDNF precursor form-like
Biological process (GO): neuron projection morphogenesis; nerve development; cell surface receptor protein tyrosine kinase signaling pathway
Cellular component (GO): synaptic vesicle; axon; dendrite
Molecular function (GO): nerve growth factor receptor binding; growth factor activity
Source: RefSeq, a predicted model, not a curated record
CCCCCUAGCCUUGAGGAAUUCUUGAAACUACCCAAAUGUUCUCUUUGGAGAUGCUAUUCAGCCACAGAGGACAAAGUCCUAAAAGACACCAUAUCUGGGUACUUUGACCUCUUGUUUGCUGUAGCCAAAAGAGAGAGAGCUCUGUUGACUUACGGUGGUUCUGCAACGGCAGCACUGUGAAUGUCAUCAGAACAGAAAGGGGAGAGAGUGAUAGAGCAAGAAAGGGAGAGGAAAGAAGCGUGAACAAGAAGUAGAGAACAGAUCCCAGUUCCCCAUCAUAGAGGAAGCCAUGCUGGUUACUGUGGUCACUGCAUGGCUUUGCGUCGUCUCUCAUGCCACUCCGCUCCCCAACGCCGCCGAUGUCCUCGGCACUCAUGCUCCUCCAGUCAGGGAUGAGGAGUUCCUGUCUCCCCAUGUCGUGCUUUCUAGAACCGAGCCGACCGUCCAACCCUUGUUGGACGCCGCCGAGGUGACGUUGGCCGUGUGUGACAGCACGAGCAAUUGGGUGGCAGACAAAGAAACAGCUGUGGACAUCCGUGGCAGGAACGUGACGCUGCUCUCUGAACUGCAGACGCCUCGCGGACGGCUGAAGCAGUACUUCUUCGAGACCAAGUGCACACCCAGAAGGGGAAUUGCGGGCGGUUGCCGCGGGGUGGAUCGAAACUACUGGAUCUCUGAGUGCCAGACGACGAAGAGCUAUGUGAGGGCCUUCACUAUGGAUUCCAAGAAGACUGUUGCCUGGCGCUUUGUCAGGAUAGACGCAGGGGAUAUGAACCCUGCGCUCCCAGGUCCUAGUCUGAUGCUCCAACUGCUACAGCACACUGGGAAAAGCAGGGAGGAAGGGGAAAUGGAAUGGAGCGGAUGGGAUUCUGAAAUUCAGCUCUCUACCCUGCAAAGUCCCCACUUCCCACAACAUCUUCCACUCGUUAAAAGAUAUUCCUUUCACUGGCCCCAGCAGCUCAGCAACAUCUGGAAGGACCAAGGUUCCCCGCCACACCUGUGAUAGCUGGAAAACACACUAUUUGAAGAAAGCACCCAACUAGAAAAUUGCCAAAGGUUCUCCUUUUUUCUAGGAAGGAUUAACUGCAAUGCUCUUUAUUGCAAGGCUGCCCUUUUAAAAGAGUCCAGAAACUUCAAUUAGUACAAAGCGGCAGAUUGUUAUCCGGCGCUUCAAGAUCAAAACUGAUUCCAUCUGUACUGAUUGCCUGUUUGUUUCCGGGCUCCGUUUAGAAGUGCCAGCAAUGACCUUUGAAGCCCUAAGAAAUGGCUUAGGACCAGGUUACCCCAGAAACCAUUUCCUCCCUGUAAUGAACGUGUCCUGGCUUUUAAGAUCCGUGCAAGAGGCUCUGCUCUCUUAAGCCGUCCAUACCUGAGGUGGCUCUCUUGCAGCCCUAGCAGACGCAUUGUUUAAACUGUUCUUGCUUCUUUUGUUGCAUUAAAGAGCUUUCUCCUAUCGAGUUUCUUUGAGCAGGGCUGUCUCUGCCGGCUGCCCCUUGGAAGGCCUACACAAGAGUAUCCAUAGUGCAUGGCGUCCUGCUGACGCAUCUCCCCAGGAGCUAACAAAGCUUGGGGAAGGUUGGAAGAGCUGACUCAUCUAGGUUUCCACCCACAUACCCUCCAACACUUCUCCAGUGAAAAUAGGGAAGUCCUCCCUAAUGAUAAUAGUAAUAACAUUAUUAUUUAUACCCUUCCCAUCUGACUGGGUUGCACCAUCCACUCUGGGCGGCUUCCAACAUGGUUAGAGAAGUUUAAAAAUGUUUAAUGUUUCAUUACCGGUAUUUAUAUAUAUAUACAGUAGUACCUCGGGUUACGAACACGAUCCGUUCCGGAUCGCGGUUCGUAACCCGAAAAGGUCGCAAACUGAGCGCCAUUUCUGCGCAUGCACGAGACGUGCGUGCGCCGAAAACACUUCCGGGGUUGUGGAGUUCGUAACCCGAACUGUUCGCAACCCGAGCGGGUCGUAAACCGAGGUACGACUGUAUAUAAUAAUAAAACAUUAAACAUUUUUAAACUUCUCUACACAGGGCUGCCUUCAGGUGUUUUCUAAAGAUUGUAUAGUUACUUAUCUCCUUGGCUUGGGGGGUUAUGCAUAACUCCACACCCUCCAGCAUUUCACUGAUGAAAAUAGAGACAUCCUAAGGAAAGGUGGGACAUUCUGGGAUCAAAUCGGAAACUGGGAAGGCUUCUGUAAAUCCAAGACUGUCCCUGGAAAAUAGGGACACUUGGAGGGGCUGUCACACCCUCCAACAUUUCUCCAGUGAAAAUAGGGAUGUCUUACUCACAAGGGACCCAGGUGGCGCUGUGGUUAAACCACUGA